Molecule: messenger RNA, 348 nt
Organism: Colletotrichum truncatum
Lineage: Eukaryota; Fungi; Ascomycota; Sordariomycetes; Glomerellales; Glomerellaceae
Source: RefSeq, a predicted model, not a curated record
AUGGUCAUGUUGCCAGGGAUCUACACGGGCUUUAACAUGUCAAUGGUAUGGACUGCCAACACCAUGUACCGGCCGGCCGCCAAACGUGCAGCUGCAGUAGCGUUCAACAACGCUUGCUCCACGUUGGCUAGCAUUUACGGCUCAUACCUGUACCCGAAUGAUGCUGCUCCUCGCUUCGUGUUGGCUUUCAGCGUGAAUGCGGCAAUGGCGCUGAUGGCCAUUCUUGCGAGUACGCUACUGCACUUUGUGCUGAAGAGGGAGAACCGAAAGCUGGAGUUGAAAGAGCGGGAGGCUGAAGCUGCUGGCCACGUCAAUGUUGUGGGCAAGGGUUUCAGGUAUCUCAUUUGA